UAACCGAAUGUGGACGAAACAAUGAAGACAAAUUGCAUGGCAUGGAAAAAGAAAUCAAGGACAAACUAAGUGUAUUUGCAAAACCAAAUGCCGAUGAGUUGAAAACCAUGAUGAAUUACGCCGCCAUCAAACAAGCUCACCUGAAAUCGAUAGGUGAGAAAAUCGAAGAGGUACCUGCUGGUUCGACGAUUGAAGUGGUCUUUGAUAAUUACACCAAAAAUUUGGCUCUUGACGGAUGCGUCUACGCUGGUGUUGAAAUUAAAACAUAG
Angiostrongylus costaricensis is the source of this 269-nucleotide messenger RNA. The record is from the annotation of a GenBank genome assembly. NCBI's taxonomy places the organism in Eukaryota, Metazoa, Nematoda, Chromadorea, Rhabditida, Metastrongylidae.